Molecule: messenger RNA, 2364 nt
Organism: Equus caballus (horse)
Lineage: Eukaryota; Metazoa; Chordata; Mammalia; Perissodactyla; Equidae
Gene: NEURL2
Product: neuralized E3 ubiquitin protein ligase 2
Biological process (GO): intracellular signal transduction
Molecular function (GO): ubiquitin protein ligase activity
Source: RefSeq, a predicted model, not a curated record
CCCAGCGGUCGCCUUCUGAUCCUGUCGCCCAAAAUAGCUCCUGGCGCCCGCUGGCCUGCUUCAUGGCCGGGAGAUGGCUGCUGUCUCCAACCGCGCGGAAUUGGGUGCGCCCUGGGGACCCGCGCGCCCCGAGCCCUCUCCCACCCGCUUCCACCAGGUACACGGUGCCAACAUCCGCGUGGACCUCUCCGGGACGCGGGCCACACGGGUGGAGAGCUUCGCCCACGGCGUGUGCUUCAGUCGCGAGCCGCUGGCCCCGGGCCAAGUAUUCCUGGUCGAGAUCGAGGAGAAAGAGCUGGGCUGGUGUGGGCACCUGCGCCUCGGCUUGACUGCUCUAGACCCGGCCAGUCUGGCCGCCGUACCUGAGUUUUCACUGCCCGACCUGGUCAGCCUCGGCCACACAUGGGUCUUCGCCAUCACGCGCCAUCACAACCGCGUGCCUCAAGAGGGCCGCCCAGAGACAGACGCAGCGGCCCCCAGCCGACCCCCAACCCUCCUAGUGGAACCGUAUCUGUGCAUUGAGCAGUUUCGAAUACCCCGCGACCGCCUGGUGGGCCGCAGCCGGCCUGGGCUCUACAGCCACCUGUUGGACCAGCUCUAUGAGCUAAAUGUGCUGCCUCCAACUGCGCGCCGUAGCCGCCUGGGCGUUCUCUUCUGUCCGCGCCCGGAUGGCACGGCCGACAUGCACAUCGUCAUCAACGGCGAGGAUAUGGGCCCCAGCGCCCGGGGGCUGCCAGCCGCCCAGCCCCUCUACGCAGUGGUGGACGUGUUUGCCUCCACCAAGAGCGUGCGCCUAGUCCAGCUUGAGUAUGGCUUGCCGUCCCUGCAGACUCUGUGCCGCCUGGUGAUCCAGAGGAGCGUGGUGCACCGGUUGGCCAUUGAUGGACUCCACCUGCCCGAAGGACUUAAGGAUUUCUGCAAGUAUGGGUGAAGGCCUGCAGCCACCCUGGAGCAGGGCCCCAAGAGCGCGUCCUGGCCCCAGAGCUGCGGCUGGUCUGAAGCUGCCCACACUGCUGCCAGCCAGGACCAGAAAUAAACACAGCUGAUGCUGACACUGAUCACUGGAGGGUCUCCUUGCCCCUGAAGCCCAUGAGGAGCACUUCUUUUAGAAUCACUGUGGGUCAGCAGGUCAGAGCAAGAGAGCGAGCAUUUUAUACGUCACCUAACCAGUGUUCCUAGCCUGGCUACUCAUUAGAGCUAUCUGGGAUGCUUAGGGUGCUGAUGCCCCAGACCUCAACUUCAGGCAUUCUCAUUCAAUCUGUGGGAGGAUUAGGCCUAGACAUUGUUUUUGUAAAAGCUCCCUUGGAGAUUCUAAACCAUAGCCAGGGUUGAGAACCAUUUCCCUAAAACAAAGGGCUCAGCUUCAGCAUGCAUAACCACUGAAAUACUGAUAACUAGGUCUGACCCUGGGAUUCUAAUUUUAUUGGUCUGGAAUGAGGCUGGGCGUCAGGAUUUCUAAAAGCUCCCAAGAGAUUCUAAUGUGCAGCCGGCCUGAAAAGCAGUGUCCUAGACCAACUAUUUCAUUUUGCAGAUGGGAAACUGAGGCCCACAGAUGGGAAAGUCUUUGUCCAAGGUCACACAGCAAAUGAGUGAAUGCAGAGUAUUCCUUUUCUCACGCUACAGGACACAAAGCACUAGAUUCUUUUAGUGGUAUCUCUGAUCACUUGCUUCCAUACACGUGAUCUCAUCUAACUCUUACAACUUCUGCUGGGGUAGUAGGUGGUCAUCACCUCCGCCUUACAGAUGAGAAUAUCAAGGAACAAAACUGUUCAGAUGACUUGCCCAGGGUAAAGGCAAGAACCUAGAAUAACCAGUUCCUGGUCCAGCACUCUUUUAACCUCAUCCCAUUGUCAUAUUCAGGUUCUAGAAUGAACAGGUCAAUGCUGUGAGGUGGGUUUCAGGUGUAAAGAGAAGGGACUAUGAGGUAACAUUCUAGAAGGAUGGAGAGAGUAGGACAGGAGGCAGACAACUGUUCCCUCACAAAUAGGGGCUUCGGGGUAGCCAUGUCCUAUUUCAUGUCUCCACAAACUCAUCCGGGUCUUCUGCCUUCUGGCCAAGGAUCACCAGCCGCGGCGCCGCUUCCCGUGACUCGGGCCAACGGCCUGAGGAGUUCGUGUUCGGCCUUUGGCGCACGGACCAAUCGCAGCCUGGCGACUCGUGGCAGAGCCGUUACCAGGGCUACGAGGGGCUCGGCUGGCGGUAACCAAUGAAAGCCUGAGGACGCUCUUGUUCCUGCCAGUCUGAGCCCUGAGACAGGAACUCUCGAGCCUGGAUUCCGGGCAGACGACUGGACAGGCGUGCUACUAUGGAAACUCCCUCACAAGCCGAAAAUGAAAAGGAAAAUAAAUAGCAGUGUUCUACGGA